CUAUAUAUGUUUUUUUAAAGUGUUUUGUUGAGCACAGUGCAAAGAAAAAGUAAAAGAGACUAAACUAAAUCUGUGGUGUGGUGUGGUUGGUUUCUGCUACUCCAACCAUUUCUGUAUAUCACAACAACAAGGUUUUGGUUCUUGAAGGGUUUGGUUUGAGGAAUUGCGAAGAUGAAUGAUGGUAGACAAAUGGGGGUGCAUUACAUGGAUGGUGGUGGUUUUCCUUAUGCUGUUAAUGAGAACUUUGUUGAUUUCUUUCAAGGGAUUAAUCAUGUUCCUGUCAAUUAUGGAUUUCCUGGCUCAAUGCCUGAUCAGGAUAACGUCUACUGGUCAAUGAACAUGAGUCCCUAUAAGUUUGGAAUGUCUGGCCCUGGAAGUACAUCUUAUUAUAGUUCAUAUGAGGUAAAUGAUCAUUUGCCAAGAAUGGAGAACAACAGGGUCGAGUGGGAAUACCCUUCUGAAGUGAUCUCUGAGGAACCAGCUUCAUCAGAUUCUCCGCCUAGAAGAGAUGGAGUUAGCAUGCAGACUAUCCCUGAAGAAUGCAGUCCCAAUCAUCAAGAGUCCAGUAGUAGCCAGGUCAUAUGGCAAGACAACAUUGAUCCUGACAAUAUGACUUAUGAGGUGCAGGAACUACUGGACCUGGGGGAAGCAGUUGGAACUCAAAGCCGAGGUCUUUCCCAAGAACUUAUUGAUACGCUUCCAACCUCCAAGUACAAAUUCGGCAGCUUAUUCAAAAGAAAAAAUUCUGGAAAACGGUGUGUAAUUUGCCAGAUGACAUACAGAAGAGGUGACCAGCAAAUGAAAUUGCCAUGCAGUCAUGUUUAUCACGGCGAAUGCAUUACCAAAUGGCUUAGCAUUAACAAGAAAUGUCCUGUUUGCAACACUGAGGUUUUUGGCGAGGAAUCAACACAGUAGCAUCGGCAUGGCGAUAAGGAGCUCUCUUGCUCUUCUAAUUUUUGCUCCCUAUCCAUCUCUCUCUAUCUCUAUCUCUCUGUCUCUCUAUCUCUCUCUCUCUCCUUUAAGUUUUAAUUGCUUACACGUAGGUAGGUGUAGUAUGAAAAACUGUGACACUUCUCACAUGAUACAUGUUUUAUUUGAUAGAAACAAGUUAACAACCUAACAGUGGUUAAUGUGUGAUAAUAUGGUGUUAGAAUUUGGGAAUGAAAAAUCUUAUGAGCAUGCAUGCAUGCAUAUGAUGGAUUGGAAAAUGAAAUGUGUAUGGAACUGUCCUAUGAUAUCAGCAGUCAAACUUAAGCAUCUCUAAACUCCAUGAUGCUGCUUGUAGGUCAUGUUUAAUAUGUACUUGACAUUCUCCCAUGUUGUAUGCCUUCUUUAACUGGAGUCGGCCGCCAAUUGCGGCAUUUGUGUUGCCUUCAUUGUAUUGGAGUCUGCUCCUAGCCGCGAAUAGCGGUAUUUAUGUUGGCUUCUUUGCGGCCAUUAUUAUGUUUGGUGUAAGAAGGUGAGCUUGGUCUCACAUUAAUAUGAUACAAGGUAGUGCUUAUGAAGUUUGGACAGGACAGUCUUCUCUUUCGAACUGGUUUUAUAGGUUGUAUGGUUGGAUUAACUCAAAUUCUAAGAUAGUAUAAGAGCUCAUCUUGGAUUUGUUGUUGGAAAUCAUGAAACGUUUGCACUUCGGUUUGAGCCUGGUUACAAUCGAGUGUGUUGAAAUUCACAUCUUAAUGAGACAUAACAUUAUUAUGUAUGCGUUUUUGGACUCUUUUUACAUGAUUAAUUGUCUUUUGUGUUAGACCAUGUGCAACUCAUUUUUGAGUUCUUUAUGGGUCCCACCAGCCAUAUCAUCUUAAAAUAAUUUAUUUAAUAUUUAUUUUAUUGGUGUAAUUCAAAUGGGUUCCACAUUUUUACCUCAUAAAUUAAUUUGAUUGGGUACCACAAUUUUUUACUAGUUGCAUUGCAAUGCAACUCUACUAUGACAUGGCAAAUUGAUUCAAUAUUUAAUUAUUAUGUCUAGUUGGAGAACUCAUUGAAAAAUACUACCAUUGGAGAUGCUCUUAGGAAAUCAAAAAUGUUAAAGACAAAUGAUAUGAAAAUAUAUCGAUUGUUGGAACACAUGUCCCAUCGUAAAACUUCUUAUCCUGAAUUCUACCUAAGGAGAAAUCUCAGUUAAAUUCACACAUGUAUGUUUCUCCCUUACUCGUAGACCAAAACAUAUGUUGAUCUAAAUGUCACUCUCUUUUCAUAGACAUUUUGUUCUGCUAAAAUAUAUUAAAUUUGACAUCUCAUAGAUAAAAAAGUGAAUUAUAAAUCAUCGGUAUCUAUAAAGUAAUAUGGUAAUCUAUUUGUGACAUGGAUGGAUAGACAUAACCCAUCACUAAUCAACAAGAAGGAAAUCCUAAAACUAAGGUUGUUUUUAUUUAGACUAAGAACUGUUCAUUAUUUUUGUUUUCGGCACUCUUAACCAUUAUACAACAUCCUCUCAUAGAUGAAGACUGCUUUUUUGUUUUUAAGAAAAAGAUAAAGAAUGAUUUAUUUAGAAUAGAUAAGAUAAGAUAUGUAAUCUUAAUUAAAUAGAAUAUAAAAAUUAGUAAAAGUAAAAGACAAAAAUAAAAGGUAAGUUGUGAUGUGGAGUCUUUUCAGUGUGUUAACCAAUGGUUAUUUGAAGUUAUGUAGGAGCAAUCUGUGGAUCAGUUUGUCGUUUGUAAAAUCAAAAUCUGUGUUCUGUAGCCGCAAUUCACAACCUCCAAGGAAAAAUAGAUACGGCCAACACCUCUCUCGAUAUCGGAAUUUUUUGCAG
Molecule: messenger RNA, 2752 nt
Organism: Vicia villosa (hairy vetch)
Lineage: Eukaryota; Viridiplantae; Streptophyta; Magnoliopsida; Fabales; Fabaceae
Product: E3 ubiquitin-protein ligase BIG BROTHER-like
Exons: 8
Coding region: 172-915 (247 amino acids)
Biological process (GO): protein ubiquitination; negative regulation of organ growth
Molecular function (GO): ubiquitin conjugating enzyme binding; ubiquitin-protein transferase activity
Source: RefSeq, a predicted model, not a curated record